AUGGCUGUUCCUGUUCAUAUCAUUCCGAUCGCUUCAUACUCCAUGCGAGCCGCGCCCUCACCCUCUUGGAGCGAUACGUCAUCACGUUCGGACACCUCUGAAUCUGCCACGCAGAGCGAAGGAUUGAGCAAGGCGCUCUACAUUCCCUAUCACACCAACAAAACCACCCAUCUACCUCUCUAUGAUAUCACGGAUCAGUAUACUGCGUCAGUGGGGGAUCUUCCUAUUGGUUCCCCGAGAUACAAAGCCCAGAUCAGGUUGAUGAAAAAGCCGUCAGGCAACUCGCUCGAGGGUAACGUCAGAUAUCUGAUCGACUUUCACUGCCUGGAACGGAAUGCCACUAUUACAGAACGGACUAUUGGCCGCGAUGGGAUAGAGGUUGAUAUGUCUCUUCCUUCGACCCUUGGAGAGGAAUUCCGCCUUGGUGUCGUGGCUCCCCGUCAACAAGGCACAAGCCGGGUGACGGCACACUACGCCUCAGAGUCAGAAAAACCCAAAAGAAAAAUGGCACCAGAAAAUCCAUCGUUUGCCGUCCAAGGCGGCAUCUCCAGAUCUUCGGCUCUCGAAUGGAAGCCUUUCCCAUUCGAACCUGGGUGCUUGACCUAUGGUUUAUUUGACUCACUCUCGUCGAUGGACGUCACUGAGGCUGAGCCUCGAGCUCUCUAUCAACACUGUCGCCACGAAGGAGACUUUGUGGUCAGUGGCCACAGCGAGGGUAUUCUUCUUCUCGCGGGCAGUGAGCACCCUGAAGACGAGGCCCUGAUCGUGUCCAGCCUGGUUGGGCUUCUCUGGGAUCUGCGCUGCGACAGGGCAGCUGCGUCGAAAAGAAGGAAAUCAAUCUUCAAAAACAUGUUCAGGACCAGUUUGUAA
This is a messenger RNA of Clonostachys rhizophaga, 870 nucleotides long. The record is from the annotation of a GenBank genome assembly. NCBI's taxonomy places the organism in Eukaryota, Fungi, Ascomycota, Sordariomycetes, Hypocreales, Bionectriaceae.